Messenger RNA from Trifolium pratense (red clover), 1313 nucleotides. RefSeq lists its product as uncharacterized. Lineage: Eukaryota; Viridiplantae; Streptophyta; Magnoliopsida; Fabales; Fabaceae. Gene Ontology annotation, cellular component: chloroplast. Bases 213 to 980 code for a protein of 255 amino acids. The transcript is spliced from 4 exons. The record is from RefSeq and is a predicted model, not a curated record.
UAUCCAUUUGAAGAAGCCUCAAUCUCAUCAUAUCAUUAAUCAACUCAACACUUUGAUAAAAAACAAAAAAAAUGCAGUCGCUGCCGGUUUGGCUCCGUAUCACAAACAACUUACAGUCCCACUGAACUCAACUCACCGGUAAACGCUGCCGGAGUCGCUCAUCGGCGCCAGAAACAGUAACAAAGUCCACCAGAUUUUGUAGAUUCACAGAAAUGAAUUCUGCUCAAGUUUUAGCAUUUCAACCUGGAAUUAUUUGUGUGCAAAAGUAUAAAUCACAUGUUUUGCCAAAGGGAAUUAUCAAUUCUUUACCUCGGAUUCAGUGCAUUGGUAUAAGAGAUAAACCUUACAUUAGGUUCAAAUCUCUGAAACCUAUUUGUGCUGGUGGAAAAGGAAAUAACGAUGAGAAUUCCCCAUGGAAAUCUCUUACAAAUGCGAUGGAAAAAUUUAAGGGUCAAUCAAUAGAGGAAGUGUUACAGAAGCAAAUUCAGAAAGGUGAAUAUUUUGACAGUGGUGGAAGUGGAGUAAAGCCACCAGGAGGAGGAGGAGACGGUGGUAGUGGUGGCAGUCCUGAUGGAUCUGAUGAUGAUGGCUACGACACUCGCCAAGUGAUUUUUGCAACCAUUGGCUUAAUAUCUCUGUAUAUCUAUCUCAUCAUGCGCCAGGAAGUUGAAAGGUUAAUUCCAGACUUUAUAAGGUUUAUAUUUACUGGAACUAAGAGUUUUCGACUCAAGCGUAUCAUGGUAAGUUUGGGAAGCAUGUACAGGGGUAUGAAAAAAAAGAAGAGAAGGACCCGUCCUAACUAUUUGGAGAAGGCCAUUUUAAAUACCCCAACAUGGUGGUAUGAUCCUAGGGAUUUUCGUCGAGCCGUUAGGAAUUACUAUGGAUUAAAUUCAAGAUAUGAUUCAAGAUACGAUGAUUCAAGAUAUGAUGAUUAUUCAAGAUAUGAUGAUUAUUCAAGAUAUGAUGAUUAUUAUGAUUAAUUUUGUAGCAUCCUCUACUGUCCCCCCUUUCAUUUGUUUUCUUACCUUGAGCUUAAUGUUGCUUUCUAGACACUGUAUUGUAUCAUCCUUUUUUUAGUGUAUUGCCUUUCCUUGCAUUUGUUUUGCCCUCAUAGCAAGGAAAGCUGUAAGGCUACUCUGUAUGAACUUGAUCUGCUUCUCUAUGAACAAUUGUACCAUCAUUCUAAUCCCAAGGGGACUAACAGGACUUGUAUCCGAUAUGUCGUGGGUUGUAAUCCCUGCUAGUUUCGUUCGAGUGAGUUAAAUGCAGUUUCUUCUGCAUGUAUCAAUGUUAUUUGUUUAUAUUAUGGUACA